Mya arenaria is the source of this 5485-nucleotide messenger RNA. RefSeq lists its product as uncharacterized. The transcript has 10 exons. Lineage: Eukaryota; Metazoa; Mollusca; Bivalvia; Myida; Myidae. The record is from RefSeq and is a predicted model, not a curated record. The coding region runs from base 111 to 1493 and encodes 460 amino acids.
CGUAAAUUAAUGGCCGACAAUACAAUGGGGUGCUGCAAAAUGAAAACAUUGUAAUUUGAGACAAUUACUUGAAACUACGACAUUGCAUGGUGUUCUGAGAAAAAGGGGAAAUGAUUCGUUUUGACCAACGGACCUUGGAUGUCCAAGGUACAGAGCGUGUGUUCAAGAAAUUGGUUCACUCGGGACAAAAUGCAAUAAGGCUUGUGGACAAGGAUGGGAUCCCCAUGCGGCCCCCUAACACCCUAGCCCUGGCCCGUCUUCACAGUAACUACACUAUCUCCCCACGUGGUGUUCCCACUCGCAAAUCCUCACACUCAUACAGUGGUCAACUGGCACAGGAUAAAAUGCAGAACCUGGUCAACAGUCUUGAAACAUCAUCACAAGAAAUGGCUUCAUACAAUUCAUUACAUAGCUAUCCCCAGGGUCAUGGGCUGAGUUCGGCGGGUUCGUCACGUCAUUACCUAUCAACAGCAGGCUCCAACAAGAAGAAGUCGUACGCACCGACGCGCUCAGUCAAGUCUAUGAACAAAAGUGCCUCCAGCCAGCGUACCAGACACCUUGUGUCGGCGCCGGCUGCCGACCAGCUGACAGAUCCAAGCAUGGACAACCAUAAUGAGAGCCCGCAGGGGAAACGAUUAGGGAAGGAGUGGUCUGCCCUCUCCCAGUGCAGGGCCCUGAAACGGUCUUCGGAGAUUGUAUCUCACCGCGUUGACCGGAUGUACUUCAUGACGGGGAGCAAGUUACCGAUUCAGUCCAAGUAUCACGUGGAGGACAAUGAACUACAGCAGCUCCGUGACCUUCAACAGGCCCGCACCUCCUCCCGUAACACCAGAUCUGGUCAUUCUCGGAAGGGAGAAGUUUACAGACCUGACAUCACUGUUCACAGUGUGAAUGGUGACACUGGUUCCACUGGAGAUGGCAGCAGCGCUGUCAGGCAGCUGGGUUCUGAGAAUGGACAUAAAGAAAAUAAAGAUCCUCAAAUCUUGGUAAGCCAGAAAGUGUUGCAACCGAAACCUUCAGCGAGAGGGAAGAGUCCCCUCGUAGGCUGGACAGGGGCAGAGAACAGUGAGAAGAGCUCAGUUGUCAAUGGCAACAGCAGGGAGGUGACUCAUCAUGAGACUUGGAAGGAGGAGGAGAAGAUGGAUGGAGGAUUGAAGAGUACCGAACCAGGGGAGACAACAAAUGCAAUAGAUGGAAAUGAGAGGGACGGUGAAACUGACAUUAAGGCGAAUAUGCCAGAUAGAGAUGUUGAAUAUAAAGGAAAUGAAGAAAAUGUUAAAACUGGUGAAAAUAAAGACAUUGUUCUGAAUGGCAAUGAUAAUGCAGUGACUGAAUCAGAAAAUGAGGAGAAUGUUGAUGGAAGAAAUACAAGUGAGAAUCAGGGAGGGGAAAAGGGUACAACUGAGGAGUUAAGUGUUCACAGAGACGAUGAGCAGUCAGUGGUUAGUGAUAAGGAUAAAAUUGAUAUUAAAAGUGAGGACUACUUGCAGUGAAAACAUAGCAUGAAGACACAGAGGAGAGGUUGCGAAACAAUACUUGUAUGAUACAUGUACUUGUGAACUAUUUUUUUGAGUUCUACAUCACCCAGGUUCAAGAUACUUGUACUAUGCAUAAGUUCAAGGGAUGUGAUCAACAUCAGCAACACAUGUUAAAUUUAUAAUCUACUUUACAUUGGCGUUAAUAAGUUCUUGCAAGCUGAAUAGUAAUGGAAUUGGUAGGCAUUUUACGUGAGGGUCAGUGAGCAUACAGGCUGGCGUGAGCAGAGUGAGUUUGCAAACACCUUUAAAGACCAAUUAUUGUUUUGCUCAUACCAAAGAAGAAGGUGACCAUUUGACAAUUACUCUUACCCUAAUUCAAAAUAAAGUAAAAGAAACAUGUAAAUAAAUAACAUGAACACCUGUUCAUUAUGAAUAGUAUGUAAUGGAUAAUCAAGUAUAGUCAAGUUGCAUAAUUUUCAAACACAAACUUGCAACUUGACGAAAACUGUACGAAUGAAGAAAUGAAGAACCAUGAAAAAUAUUUUAUGUUUAUACUGCCCCCCCCCCCACGAAGGAACAGCCAAUCAGAUAAAAGUUCAAAGGCAGUUACCUUAAAAGCAGCCAAUAGCAAAUAUGAAUAAAAAGUGAAAGUAAUCAUUUAGCAAGGUAAUAAUGAAUUUUCAUUAUAUAAUAAAGCAACUGUUACUGUUACCUACGUGGUAGCUUCCAGUACAGGCAUAAGUAGUGUUUUGCAGCCUCUCUGUUGUCUAUGCUUCGCCACAUACAUGUAGAUAAGGGGAUCCAUCUCAUGGCAGCAUAGGCUCAGCUGUUGGACUAUGGAAACAUGUGAGGCUGUGAUAUAAAACAAAUAAUGCAGAAAUAUUCUGUGAUUGUAGAAAAUAAGUAGUGUUUUAUUUCUUGUGAUUUAUCGAUAUUUCGUGUGCCAAAUAUGGUCACAGUGUGCCACAUAGCGGUUUUCAAAGUUUUCUACUAGAUUUUACCCCUUUCAAGCUUUUUAUCUACAAUCUGCAAUACUUUUUAAAAUGUAUAUUAUAUUGUUUUUGAAGUAUUAUUUAGUGCAGCUUUACAAAUCAUUUUUUUAUGAACAUAAUACCUUAAUACCUGUAUAAUAUGUGUAAAGUGUGUAAAACCAUUCAUUUGAUUGUUAAUACGCAUCAGUGAGUCCCAAACUGAGUCACAACAGGCAAAAAUAGGCUUUAUUGCUUAAAGAUGCACUCUUACUCCUAAAAUAGAUUUACCACAAUUAAUAGUAUUGUUUUGAUAUUCCAAAAAGGAUUAAUAAAUGUCGAAACCAAUGGUUCAUAUGAAGAAUAUCAAGUUUAAUUUGAAAGAAAUAAGCAUAAAACACGGUAUUUUAACUUAUGAGACUAUAGUAGACCACAGUAAAUCUUUUAACAUUCACCAAUCAUUUAAUAUUUUUGCGCUUUCUGCAAUUAAAUACAAGGUAAAAAUCUUGUUAUCAAUAAUUAACAUUUUCCAUAAAUGCAUUAUUUUGUAAGUAGUUAAUGUAUGUUUGUUAUGCAUGUGUAUGUCUUGAUUUUGAAUUAGAGUGUCGCUUUAAUGAAAUGGUCAGGAAACACUAUGUUAAGGUUUUUCAUAUCUUAAAACUGAAUGACAGUGUCCAAGGUGUGUAAUGUCCAAAGGGAUACUUUCAAUAGCUUUAAAGUGUUCUUACCUAAAAUCUAUUUUGCAUGAUGAUUAAAAAUGACAGACUCACAGAUAAACUAUAGACCUUUUUCCUGCUUGUCAUGUUAAUGAAUUCAUAUUGCUCAUUUGUGGCCUUCACAGGACAUCCUGCACUAUGGCACUAUGGGUAAUAACACUCUCAUGUGUACAUGCUUUAUUUAUAUACCAUCUGCAUUUCAUUGUUCCUCUCAAAAUGUUCAACUUAUCAUUGAGAAUGGUAAAACAAAGAGAUAGCACAGAUUAUAAAAGUAAAUAAAUGAUAAUUGAAAUAAGCCCAAGCCUGUGAGCCAGUACACUGGUCACAUGCUUAAAUCUGAGCUUACGCUUUGGUAGAAUGGAAGCAAUAGUAUAAGAAUUUAGGCUUGUUCAUCCUAAGGUGUCAUUUUGAUCGAGUGACCUUCCUUUUCUGUAAGAUGGUGUUGUUUGUCUGUUCUGUGAUUUUAUAAUAUUAUGAUUAUUAUGAUAGUUUACAUGUUAUUAUUCAAACUAUUUUGAUUUAAUGUAAUAGUCUGAUUUAUGGGUAGAAUAAUGAAUGUUGUGCUGUUAUUUCAAAAAUAGUUUUCAUUUUCAUAUCCCCAAGAGCUGAGACAUUUCAAUGAAGUAUUUUGGUCGUAAUUUCAUUAAUCAGGAACGUCACAAAUGGCAACACAUUGAUUUUUUAUAUCCUUAGUUUAGUUAAUUUUUAAUUUUAUUAUUGAAAGACAAUGAAACUAUGACACUUACAUAAUUUCAAUUUUAACUUAAAUUGACUAAGACCAUUAUUGAUAAAUUGCAAGAUUUUCAUCCCCGCCCGCCCCUUCUAUUUUCCGCCUCCUUAAAUGUUGUUGACUCAAAUAAAACUGUUGAACUGGUUUAUCAUGUAUUUGCGUAUUGGUCGGGUUCUGCUUGGGAACGGUGUGUACCAAUUUUCAUACCAGCUGGUGUCGAAGUAAACGAUCACAUGUAAAAGAAAAGAGAAUUAUUAUGGUGGUGUCCGUGGUUCACCUAGAAACACAUGUAUAUGGUCCCUAAUUCAAAAAAGCUCAAAUAUUAAAGGAUGAAACAGUCAUCUUAGAAAACAAAACAAAAAUGGAUGAAAAUCGAGCAAUUAAUUUAUAUUUGGCCUAAGAUCUUUAUUGGAACCAUACCCAGUGAGUUGGGAACCAUCCCCUGUGAGUUCCAGUGUUUCUCAUUUCACACAUUUGUAUUUUUCUCACACAUUUUGAUGUCAUUUUGUUUGUUAAAACCAUUGUAAUACUCUUCAAAUAAAAGUUGUAUAUUUAUGAAAGGGUAUAUUGUUAACAAGCAUUACUAUGAAGUAUUACAUUCUACAUAAGGAUUUCUUAUCAUUGUUAUAAGUUAUUGCUACAUUUUUUAUACUGUGUACAUAUCCUUUAAAAUAUAUCAAAAUAUUGAUAAAAAAUUGUACUGUAUGCAUAAAUUAUACAUUAUUUAAAAUAAGCAACUGUGCCAAGAAUUAUGUGAGGUAACUUUUUUUAUUUUUUAUAAAACAGCUGAUUGUGAUAAUAAUAGUUCUGAAAAAGUGCCAACCAUAUCCCGAUGUUGAUGCAUUUAAAUCAUAUAUCAUGUUAUGUAAUGGUUAAAAUCAUGUAUGUUAUGUUAGUAAUAGUUUCUUUAACCACUACCAAGUUAUUGGCAUUAUACAGGAGCAUGAAGCACAAGUUGUGUUAUUUCAAUCAUCUGGGUGGUUGGUGCAGUAACUGUUUUGUACCAUAUUGGUGAUUGGCUUGCGUAUAAGUGAAUAUAGUUGAUAAUUAUCUGUACAAAACUUAUUACAUGGUAGACUAACUUACUGCACAGUAGAAGUUCUACCUCCUGGUUUCCAUUCUCAUACAAUAUUUUCUUAACAUUUCUUAAUUGGUAUCUUAGCUUUGCCUGGUCAUUUGGCGGAAGCUGUCUACCAUAGGUGGUCAUAUAAAACAUUGGAUUAUAAAACCAAAUGCCAUUAUUUAUGAUAAAGUAUUCUCCCUUCUUUGGGCAAUUGAAUGGUGGAAUAACAACCAGAGUCAUGUUAAUUAAUGAAGAAUGACAAGGAAGGAAGUCGAAGCAAUAUGGUACAACUGUAAACAAUAUUUGUUAACACAAGUAAAUGUCAGUGUUAUUUGUAACCUGUUAGAGAAUCUGUGUCACUCUCUUCCACUCUCUGUCUGUGAUAUCCUGUGAUAUACAUGUACCCUACUCUGUCUGUGAUAUCCUGUGAUAUACAUGUACCCUACCAUUCUUGCUCAUGAUGUUGUAUUAUAAGCAUCAACUCUUUUUGCAUCCAAAUCUUUCUCAAAUAAAACUAUGAAAUUUUACAA